AUGGCCAUUACUAUUCUACCACCGACGUUUGACGACUUUCGAAAUACAGCACGGGAUGUACAAGAUUCGGAUGAAGACAUGGACAUGGGCGAUGAAAACAGGCCAGCAAAGAGAGCUCGUCUGUCUGGCAUAACAGAUACCAUUGUCACCCCUGGAGAGAUAAUUACAGAUGACCCGCAAUGGAUGAGAGGCCAUGGAACGUUCACACCUGCGGUACCGGCGACAACAAAUAUAAUAGCGACUGUAGCUGGAACAGUGCUCAAGACCAAUAAGCUUCUCUCUGUCUACCCGUUGCGCGCUCGCUACACACCUGAAAUCGGCGACUUGGUCGUCGGCCGAAUAGUCGAAGUGCAAUCAAAGCGAUGGAAGGUUGACGUUUCAGCUCCGUUACUCGCACAAUUACCUCUAUCAGCGAUCAACUUGCCCGGUGGAAUCCUACGCAAGCGUACAGCUGCAGACGAGCUACAGAUUCGCUCGUUCUUCAAUGAAGGUGAUCUCGUGGUGGCAGAAGUACAAACGGUACAUGGAGAUGGCGCUGCAUCCUUACACACCAGAUCGUUGAAAUAUGGCAAACUACGUAACGGCUUGUUUUUGGCCGUGAGCGGUAUGGGUGGUGGUAGCGGAACGGCCAGAGGUACAGGUGUAGUCAGGUCAAGGAGGCAGGUGUGGACUAUUGAAACUGCAUACGGUGGCCCAAUUGAUGUCAUCCUCGGCGUGAACGGAUAUAUUUGGAUUUCCAAACAUGUUCGCGACCCUUCGGAAGAAGAUAGCAGCGGAUUCAAGUCGAAGGUCUCGUUCACGCGACUGGAAGAUAUGGUUAGCACGUCGAUGUAUUCGAGUCAGAACGAUAAUAUCCCGCUGGCCACAAGAAAGGAAAUUACCAGAAUCGCUGGAUGUAUUCGCGUUCUAGUCGAGGGUGGAGUCAAGGUCGACCAGGAGACGGUUAUGAAGGCCUAUGAAGCUAGCCUGGCUCUGGAUGACGAGGAAGAGGAUAGUGACAUGGAGGGAGAUGACGGCCAGGGCAGUACUCGCAAGGACGGCCGGUAUUAUCUUGGAGGUGAAAAGGCGAGCAGGCUUAUAGCUACUGUCCUGAGCCGGGGCCCCUAA
Molecule: messenger RNA, 1107 nt
Organism: Trichophyton benhamiae CBS 112371
Lineage: Eukaryota; Fungi; Ascomycota; Eurotiomycetes; Onygenales; Arthrodermataceae
Exons: 2
Coding region: 1-1107 (368 amino acids)
Biological process (GO): nuclear polyadenylation-dependent rRNA catabolic process; U4 snRNA 3'-end processing; exonucleolytic trimming to generate mature 3'-end of 5.8S rRNA from tricistronic rRNA transcript (SSU-rRNA, 5.8S rRNA, LSU-rRNA)
Cellular component (GO): cytoplasmic exosome (RNase complex); nuclear exosome (RNase complex)
Molecular function (GO): RNA binding
Source: RefSeq, a predicted model, not a curated record